AUGACUUCAAUAAAAAAACAAUUGAAUAAGAGAAAAAAAGUAUUUGCUGUUAGAGGAAGCGAAUCAUCUAAUGAACUGUUAGUCAAACCUGAUGUUAUAUUAAAAGUUAAUUUAGAAAUCUUAAAAAUCCAG
Molecule: messenger RNA, 132 nt
Organism: Entrophospora sp. SA101
Lineage: Eukaryota; Fungi; Glomeromycota; Glomeromycetes; Entrophosporales; Entrophosporaceae
Source: the annotation of a GenBank genome assembly